UUUUUAACAAAAAAAAAAUAAAGAAAUCUAGUAUAUAUACUCAUAUUUAGUGUUUUUGGGCGUUAAAAUUUUUCUUUUACUUGCUUUAGGCUUCAGCGGCACUGAUCUCCGCCUCCGUACGACAGUAACCCCAUUCAAACCGCCAACGUUUCCUCCAUUAUUUUACUUCUUCACAGCCAAAUAAAAUUCAUAGCGGCUGUCUGAUUCACCGGGAGUGACGCCGCCAUGCCUUGAAGCGCCGAUUUAACUCCGUAAUCAUCAGCCAUAACUCACACCCCCAAACUGCUUGUACAAUUUAGUUCGUUCGAGAUUCUCCGACGGGGUCCUGUUCGAGUCCAGUUCGUGUAAUCAGCUAUGGAGGGUCAAACAUUCAUCUUUCUGAUUUGUAUUACUCCAUUUCUUCUUGAAAGAAGUCUUGCUGGUAUUUUUGAUGUAACGCGUUAUGGCGCUUCUGGAGAUGGAGUGCACGAUGACACUCAAGCAUUCAAACAAGCUUGGAGAGCUGCGUGUAGUGAUGAAAAUCCAUCAAUACUUAUACCAAGUGGAAGAUCAUUUCUAGUAGGUCCCAUUACAUUCCAAGGGCCUUGUAAGUCCACCAAUAUUCAUCUACAAUUAUCAGGAUCCAUUGUAGCACCCAAGGAUCCAAAGGCAUGGACAGGUUGUGAAAAUGUAUGUUGGAUUUAUUUUACAGGAGUUGCUGGUCUUUUUAUCAAUGGUUCUGGUACUAUUAAUGGCAAUGGGCAGCGAUGGUGGAAUACUCCAAGCCGUACCAGGGUGAAUGGGACUUGCACUAAGCCAACGGUUGUCCAAUUUAAUUACUGUAAUGGACUUCGAUUAAAUGGAAUAAAGCUAGUGAAUAGUUCGAGGGACCAUAUAAUUCUCACUUACAGCAAGGGAGUAACCAUCUCAAAUAUUCAUAUAAGUGCACCAAAGUAUAGUCGCAAUACUGAUGGUAUCGAUAUCUUUUUCUCUAGCCAGCUUCAAAUUCAAGACUCCAUUAUUCAAACAGGUGAUGACUGCAUCGGCAUAAAUACUGGGUGCUCUGAUAUCAAUAUUACUGGUAUUACAUGUGGACCAGGCCACGGUAUAAGUAUCGGAAGUUUAGGUCCAAAUAACACAUUUGCUAAUGUGGAAAACGUCUACGUAACAAAUUGCCACCUAGAGGAAACCCAAAACGGUGUUAGAAUUAAGUCAUGGCAGGGUGGUUCUGGAUAUGCUAGGUCUAUACAUUUUGAGAACAUUAACCUCAAAAAUGUGGAAAAUCCAAUCAUUAUUGAUCAGAAUUAUUGCAAUGGUGGUCAUUCAUGUCAACCUCAGAUAAGCGCAGUCAAAGUGAGCAAUAUAACAUACAAGAAAAUAUUUGGAACUACAAGCAGUAAGCUAGCAAUAAAUAUGAAUUGCAGUAAUAGCACGGCUUGCACCAAUGUUGAGUUGGAGAAUAUCUACAUAACUCCAGUUGUGUCUGGAGAAAAGAUUUUUGCUCUUUGUAAUAAUGUCAAAGGAAAAGCCUCUUCAAACUCACCUCCUGUAUCUUGCUUGUCACAAGAAUAAUUAUAUACAGAACAUAUUCCAUUCA
Molecule: messenger RNA, 1576 nt
Organism: Solanum dulcamara
Lineage: Eukaryota; Viridiplantae; Streptophyta; Magnoliopsida; Solanales; Solanaceae
Product: probable polygalacturonase At3g15720
Exons: 10
Coding region: 355-1551 (398 amino acids)
Biological process (GO): carbohydrate metabolic process
Molecular function (GO): polygalacturonase activity
Source: RefSeq, a predicted model, not a curated record